Messenger RNA from Penicillium alfredii, 288 nucleotides. RefSeq lists its product as uncharacterized. The transcript has a single exon. The record is from RefSeq and is a predicted model, not a curated record. NCBI's taxonomy places the organism in Eukaryota, Fungi, Ascomycota, Eurotiomycetes, Eurotiales, Aspergillaceae. Bases 1 to 288 code for a protein of 95 amino acids.
AUGGCUGUGGUUGUACUUACCAUACUGGAGUCCUCCGCUGCAACGCUUCUGAACAGCGUCCCGACAAAGCCUACUGCCUUCCCGCAAGUGGAAAGCUUCGAGAUCUUCCGCGACUAUCGCUUGCCGAAGAUAGGGGCCAUGAAGGCCAGUGUCCAACCUGCCGUGGACUCACUCCUAGCAGCUCCUAUGACUCAGAGUUUGGAGUUGUAUGAUUGCCCAGGUUGCACAGAGUUAGUAGGCCGGUCGUCUUUUAUUUGGCUGCUGAGGGAGUUCGGACUUGGCUUUUAG